Messenger RNA from Phalacrocorax carbo (great cormorant), 6831 nucleotides. The record is from RefSeq and is a predicted model, not a curated record. NCBI's taxonomy places the organism in Eukaryota, Metazoa, Chordata, Aves, Suliformes, Phalacrocoracidae.
CAGGAAUGUGGAGAAUGGGGCCUGCGUUGAAUCAUGCGUGGUGCUGUCAGCUCCCUUGUGCUGCCUUUGAGCUGAGGAGAGAAUUGGCUGCGCUUGUGCUGAGUUCAGGCCUUUUGAGCUCUGGGGAAAUGUGUUGAGGCUGCAUUUUCUUCAUUGCAGUCAUUGCGUUUGGCACUUUUCAGUGUGAUCUUUCUUCAGGAAGCUAUCAAAAGCUGAGCAAUCAGCAGUCUGGAGAGUUAGGCCAAGUUUGGUCUCUUGUCUCGGUGCCAGUUUUCUGGGUGUCCUCUCUGCAAGCUGCCAAAUAACCCCGUCUCUGAGCCUUCAGAUGGUACCCAAAAAAUAGCCAACAACUAGUCUCUGGGUUGUUCUUCCCAUUCUGCUGACUGACUCGUGUGUUGCUGUGUCUCAUUUUGAUCCCCUUGGGAAGGGGGACUUUUCAGGGUCCGGACUGUGUCAGCACCCCUGCCAACUCUCCAGCCUGCCCCAAGGAGCUCUCUUCCCAAUACCCUGCCUGAUGCAGCACGUUUGUUGCCUUGUUUGUUUUAUUUCAGCUCUGCUGUAAUGAAGGAAGCUUGAGUGCUUGCCAGGCAGCUGGAAAUUCUUUAGCGCCGCAAGGCAAACAAAUUUCUGUGGUCUCACUGACCGCACCUGCCCUUGGCUCCUUACGCUCACAGAAGAUGGUGCAGAGCGGUUCUGCAGAGGUGACAUUAUUGGUCCCCCCAGCUAUUCCCUUCCCUCUCCCCUUUUCCCAGCAGCCAUGUUGUUUGCCAAGUAGGAACAGAGGAAAGAAAUAUGACAGUAUGGGAGAGAGUGAAGAACUGAUUUUAUGAAGCAGUUGCUUGUGUGCUGUCCGUCCUGCGUUAGCCUGCUUCACUGCAGCUGCCUGCCUUGGAUGGGAAAGUGACACUUUCUACACCAGCACUGUCGGGUUGUAGCGGACAUCUCGUUGGAAGGAGCAUUGUCCUCUGGGUAUAAAUAGCCUGCCUCCUGGCAGGCUGGAGGCUUUGGGAACGUCUCUGCCGGUGUCCUGGAGAAUGCUGACCCCGUUCACCUCUAAUAGGUGGUAGAUGCAUUGCGGGGAGCCUGCGCCACCGCUGCUAGAGGAGCAUAAAUUCGUAUUUGCUGACUUGUGCAUCUGGUUCUUGGCUAUUACUGUACAUCAGUGCCUCUUACAUUUAGCAAAGCAGUAGCAAACAGAAUUGUUGUUGGCUGCUUGGCACCAGAGAGGCGAAAGGUACAGAGGUGUUUGUAGGCUGCACUUGCACAGGAAUGCUUGCCUCGCUUGACGUGUGCAGUUCCUGGCUCUCCAAGGCACAGCUAUGUCUGUUGAACAAUACCUGAGUGGAUUAAUUCACUGGCCAGUGUAGCAGCACUCUGAACUAAAACCUGAGGGAGGAGGAGGUAUGUAGGGGCAGAAACAGGAGCUUGGGUAUGAUUCACUGUAAAAACAGGGAGCUGAUCUUAGCAGUUGUGAUGUCCUGUCUUCCGUGGCAGUGAAGGAGCCUGCUCUCCUCUGGUUUUGGCUGCCCUUGAUCUUUGUUUUCUUAUGAGCAUACUUUGGCUCGGGAGAUAAGGGAGGGAGAAGGUGGUUUUGGGCCCUGGCGUUACCAGGGACCGAUAGGGACUUUCUCACAGAAGAGACCUACAGCUGGGGUCAGCUUUGCAUGACUGGGAGAGGUGAAAGCUGCUGAGGCAUCGGCCCAAAUUUGUGAUGGGAUUCCAGUGUGCCCAAAUGCUUCCUUCUGCUGCAGUAUCAGGCUGUCUUUCAAUUCUUUGGGAAAGGCUGGGUGCAGAACUUUGACUUGAACCUGGCUGUACUGGCUUUCCUGGGAAGCAGAAAAAGUUUGGAGAGGUGUGAGCAGAGCAGUGGUGUUCUCCUGUCCUGCAGUAUGCCCAGCAAGGUGUGUUGUGGAGGCAAAGGCUUCCCCUGUGCUACUUGUCCAGGGUCACGUGUUCUUGAACCGUGCUGUUUUGUGUCCUUGGGGACGCCUAGAAUCUGGUAGGACUCUUGUCCUGGGGAGCUUCUGGGCUAUGCUUGGGCACCUGUUGGAAGGGCGUGUCGGAGCAACUGGCUGCCUUGCUCUGCUUAGGAGUUACAAGGAUGAGGCAGGGAGCAAGAGGCGCAGAGUGCCAGCAUGCUGAGUCAGCAUGACUGGCCUGGAGCAGCCGUGCUCUGGACCCAGCCUGCUGCCUGCCAGGCUAUUUUUAAAAAUGUGGCUUCCGUGUAUUCUGACUCCUCCUAGUUUUUUUAAUUUCCCCCACCCCAAGCAAAAGGACCAGCAUUGCCACAAAGGCUCCGUGGGAGUAGGGGUGUGGAAGGGCAGCAGUUUCUGCUCAGGGACAGAAUUUGCCAUUUAACCUGACUGACAAGGCUGUCGUGUUAUGACGACCCCCAACAAAGGAAACAAGGCCUUGAAGGUGAAGCGGGAGCCAGGCGAGAAUGGGACCAGCUUGACAGAUGAGGAGCUGGUGACCAUGUCUGUGCGGGAGCUGAACCAGCAUCUACGGGGCCUGUCGAAGGAGGAGAUCAUCCAGCUGAAGCAGCGUCGUCGCACGCUGAAGAACCGGGGCUACGCGGCCAGCUGCAGAGUCAAGCGUGUUACCCAGAAGGAGGAACUGGAGAAGCAGAAGGCAGAGCUGCAGCAAGAAGUGGAGAAGCUGGCCUCUGAGAACGCCAGCAUGAAAAUGGAACUUGAUGCUCUGCGCUCCAAAUACGAGGCUCUCCAGAACUUCGCCAGAACCGUGGCCCGGAGCCCCGUGACCCCUGCGCGGGGGCCUCUCACCUCCAGUAUGGGGCCCCUCGUCCCUGGCAAGGUUGCUACUACUAGUGUCAUCACAAUAGUGAAAUCCAAAACGGACGCCCGGUCUUAGUGAAGCGAGUGUUGCCUGAGCUUGUCUGUGCAGGGCAAUUAGGCACAAAACCAGCCUGGAAUCCCCAAAGCACAAACCCUCCCCACAUGGGUCCGGGUUCCUUCUACUUGGCCCAGGACUGGCCUGCUGAUCACUCCAGUUUUAUUUUGAUGUGUCCAGAUUGAUAUGAGCAGUGGUGAUGCGUCCCUUGUCCUUUGCAGACAGAGCCUCCCACCCAGCGGUCUGUAGCCCUCGGGCGCCCUUGGGACAGGCUGCGAGAUCUUGGUUUUCUAGCCAAAGAAAGUCUGUGCAGCGUGGCCGACGGCAGGGCGACGGAAGGGCUUGGGGCAGGUCUGGAGGGAGGCUUUCUUCCUGGGGGCUGGGAACCCUAAUUUUUGGUCACUUCCAAAGGCUUUACUUCAUUACUCUUCCAGGUGGUGCAUCUCGGUGCCUGACUGCCAGGCACCUGAACCUGCUGCUUUUGUCUCAUUUGGUACCCGUAGUUGCAGUUGGGGUGUUCUGUGUAAUAGGUUUUAUUCCUUUCUAGGUGUGCCUCUGUGCCCUAACAGUGGGUUUCCUUCAGACGUCCGUUGCGUUAGCCGUGUAAACUAGCAGUGGUGGGAAGGAAGAUGCUGUCAUGCCCUGCUGCCUUUGCCCCAGCAAUGGGGAAGGAGCUGGCACGGGGCCCUCGCAGGGGCUCAGCACCCCAGGGGAGGGAGGGAGGGUACCGUGUUGACUGCAGGCCGGUUUUGUGCCUAAUGCGUUGCACUGAACAAGACCAAAAUCACUAGUCGUUCCCGUGUUUUGAGGGUAUCAAGUGUCUCUAGUGUGAUGGUUUACACAACCAGUUUAUGUGGUUAAAUAGCCCUUUAUUUAAAGAGAGAAACAUCAUUUUAAGAAUUAUUAAAUUAUCUAAGUUUAAAAUUAAAAUCAGACAGAAGAGAGAGCGUAUUUAUAGUCAGCUUUUUUAUCUGAGAGGGCGAGAAUAUUUGACCAUAUAAAUGGGGAAAUAUUCUCGGAGACUUUGCUAGUUAAAAGUUAAUAAAUAAAUAAUUUUAAAGUUUCUCAUGAACCUCCCGCAAACUGUUUGUGGCUCUGAGGUUAGUUUUUAUAAAGAGUUAUCAGACUUUAUUUAUAAAACUUAGAAAAAGACAAAAAAAGAGGCAAGUCCUGUUUGAUAUCUUUUUGCAAUUGUACCAAAAGUGACUUAUUCUCGACCUUGCUGGCUUCUGUUGUGUCCCCUCGUGUUGCGCUCUCUGAGCUCUUGCGUGGCGCUGUGGUGUGGUGGUGCCAGUGGCUGCCUUUGCCAUGUGCUGUCGUUUCAUGCUGCCAUCAUUUUCCCUAAGCUUGACCGAGAGAUUGAAUUGGAAUCUCUCCGAAUUCUCCAGAAGGAUUCUGGCACAUGGGCAAAGGCACUGCUGUUCUUGAAGUCAAAACCCAAAUGGCUGGUGCAACUACGUAGUGAUGCCUGCCCAGAAAACACUUCUCUGCAGAGGCGUGCUGCAGGAGCACAGGCAGCUUGGGCCUCUUGCUGAGCAGCCAACACCGGGUAGCUCAGUUACCUGAAUGGGGAAAAUGUUGUGCUUUCCUUCCUCCAGCAACAGCGGUAGAGAAGUAACACAAGGGAGAAUUGUCCAAGUUUAGGAGGAGACCUGUGGAAUUGGAUCCUGUGGUCAGAACUUGUGUUGCUCUUGCUGCUCAUCUGACAAGAGGGGCAAGUCUGCCUGCCUUCUGGGCAGUGUGGGACCAGCGCUAGUCCUGAGUGUCUGCAUAUUACUGAAAAUUAAGCUGUGGCAUGGUUACUGUCUUUCCUGGUGCAGCUUCUGUCUGUGGGUGUUGGAAGAGUGCUUAGACUUACAGCUGUGUGACACAGCUGAGAAGCUAUUUGUGGCCAGGCUCCAUUUCCACAAACACUUUGAUCCCCCUCUCCCCUCCACAGAGAUUUGAGCUGAUUAGAGUUGUUUUAGAGAAGCAGGACAUGGGGGUGAAGUCCGUGUGAUCUCCUGGCUGCUGAAAGCCUCCUGAGUGGAGGGGACAGACCAGGAUGGCACAAGUGAAACCAGUCCUGUGUGGAGGCACGGUUCACCAUACUGGGUGGGUUUUGGUGUUGUGUUUCUCAUGUAGCUGGACUGAUACUGCUCUCCUCUGGGCUCAGAAGCAUGUAAACCUGAUGAAAGCUGCCGUGUGGCAGGAGAGGAGCCGAUAGUUGGUAGGGAUUUCCUGCUGGACGGGGAGAUCAGAUGUGCUCUGAUUGACUGGGCAUUUAGAGAGAAGCUGUCUGGGAUUCUUUUCCCAGUGAACUUCCAAAACGAGGAGGUUAGAACAUCACCUUCAGGCUUCCCCCUCCCAGCCCUGGGCUUUCUCUUCUCUGAGUGGAAGCACCCAACAUGCUGCUUCCCAGCCAUUCACUGGAUGGGCUACACUGAGCAGCACUCAGCACAGAACUCUGGGCACUAACCUUUGUCUUCCAGCUGGUGACACGGUGCCUGGAAGAGGUGAUGUUCCAAAACAUGGAGACCUGCAGUUGGCCGGGCAUGUCAGUCCCAACCCUGUCCUUCCUGGAGCCAGCCUGAGAUCGAGCCUGGCUAGAGAGCCAUUCUGAACCUAGCUGGAGGCCUCACCUCAGCAGGGUGAGCAGCCAAGGUUUUGUGUUAGGAACUGAGGUCCAGGGGCUGGAGGCUGUGGUGUGAGGAGGGCCCCAUCAACAGAGCAGAUGAUGGGCAAUCCUGCAGCCAUGGUGAACUUUCUUCCGUUGUGCUCUGCAGCAAGGAAUGUCUGGGUCCUUCCCUGCCUGCUGGGGGGCAGCUGUGCUGUUGCCGGUAAGAGGCUGGCUGCUUUGGAGUGAGACCAUGAGUCAGGAGGACAGAGCAGGUGGCAGCACUGACUCCACCAGAUGUUAGUGCUGUAAUUUCUCCUCCCCUGUGAUGUGCUUGCUAGCUGGUGGCCCAGCCUGCUCCCAAUGGCUGAGGUUUUGAUGAGGACACAUUAUGUAGGGUGGAGCGGGUGCAAAGCCGUGGCUGAAGGGUGCCUCUGUGGUAAACAAGCUCUGCAGGUGCUGGGCUGGAUGUCAGUGGGGACACGGUCCCCUCGAGAGUGCUGCUUCCCUAUGCUAGCGCGUUGGUUUUGGUUUUGUUCUUGGUGAAGUGUUGGACACUGGGUGAUGUAUUUCUGCAGUGUCCAAGGAGUCUCCUGUCCUGCUCCGGGGGACCCAGUCCCCUGCCAGCUGGCUUCCUGUUCCCCAUGCGAGGCGACCCCUGCCCCGAGCCGUCACGCUGACCUCUCUCUCGUAUUAUAGCGUUCUGGAGUGUGACAGUUCUUGUUCCUGAGGUGCUCGUCCGUUUGGUUUCCUGCUGUGAAGGGUGUCGUGUUUUCUUUCUCCUUUUCCUGGUGCCGUUACUGCGGUGGGUGGGGAAGGGGGGGGCCCUGCCCCAGCCUGCCCGGAAAGCGAACCCGUGGGGCGUACCCCCACGCCACCGCCGCCAGCGGGGAUUUGUGUAUCUUGUGGUGAAUUGUGUAAAGUUACUCCUGCCUUGCGCAGCCUCGGGGGGCAUUGCGCUCCGGCCAGGGCGAGCACUGGGAUGCCCGCUGGGAUUAAAGGAUGGAUGGAGGGACUUGUCCUGUCCCCGUCCAUCUGUCUGUCCCUGUGCCGCUGCCUGCCCGGGCCAGGCCUGGCCUGCCUCCCUGCCCGUGGUGCGGGGAGGCCCGGGCUGCUGGCGGUGGCCCUGGGAGAGGCCUCCCGGGGGGCUCUGCCGCAGUCUGGCCCUGUGAGUUGGCCGGGGGGGGGCUCCGGUGAGGGCCCGCCGCGCUGCAGGGCCUGUCCCGGCCCGGUGCCCCGGAGGCUUGGCGGGGCGGGGCGGCGGUAUUUAUUGCUAAGUUAUUGCCCGGUGCGGCGGGGCGGGCGGGCGUUAUUUAUUGCUGUACAUAGUGUCCGUCCGCGGCCGCCGCUGUUUUGUACGUGACAAUAAACCGCUUUGAAACAGC